AUGGCCUCCCGGAGCCUGGGGGGCCUGAGCGGGAGCCGCUGCGGGGGCGGCGGCGGCGGCAAGAAGAGCCUGAGCGCCCGCAAUGCUGCGGUGGAGAGGAGGAACCUGAUCACGGUGUGCAGGUUUUCAGUGAAGACCCUGAUUGAUCGGUCCUGCUUUGAGACAAUUGAUGAUUCUUCUCCUGAAUUUAACAAUUUUGCAGCUAUUUUGGAACAGAUUCUCAGUCACCGGCUAAAAGGUCAAGUAACCUGGUUUGGUUAUGAAAGUCCUCGUAGCUUCUGGGACUAUAUCAGAGUGGCUUGCCGGAAGGCUUCACAGAAUUGUAUCUGCAGCAUUGAAAAUAUGGAAAAUGUCAGUUCCUCUAGAGCUAAGGGUAGAGCCUGGAUUAGAGUAGCACUCAUGGAAAAACAUUUAUCUGAAUACAUCUCUACAGCUCUGAGAGACUUCAAAACAACCAGGCGAUUUUAUGACGAUGGAGCAAUUGUCUUGGGCGAGGAAGCAAAUAUGCUUGCUGGCAUGCUGCUUGGACUCAAUGCCAUUGAUUUCAGCUUCUGCCUCAAGGGAGAGGGAUUGGAUGGAAACUUUCCUGCUGUAAUAGACUACACACCAUAUUUGAAGUUUACCCAGAGUUCUGAUAGUAUCAGCAGUGACGAGGAAGAACUGAGGACUUUGGGAAGCAGUGGUAGUGAAAGCAGCACUCCAGAGAAUGUCGGGCCUCCUUUCAUCAUGGAUGAGAAUAGUUGGUUCAACAAGUGUAAGAGAGUUAAACAAAAGUAUCAGCUAACCCUGGAACAGAAGGGUUAUCUUGAAGAACUCUUACGACUUAGAGAGAACCAGCUGUCUGAAUCUGUCUCCCAGAAUAAAAUACUGCUUCAAAGGAUUGAAGAUUCUGAUCUGGCCCAUAAACUGGAAAAGGAACAAUUAGAAUAUAUAAUUGUGGAGCUUCAAGAUCAGCUGACUGUGCUAAAGAAUAAUGAUUUAAGAUCAAGACAAGAGUUAACUGCCCACCUCACCAACCAGUGGCCUUCCCCAGGAGCUCUGGAUGUCAAUGCUGUUGCCUUGGAUACGUUGCUUUACCGAAAACACAAUAAACAGUGGUAUGAAAAAAGUUAUCAAAGUCUUGACCAGUUAUCAGCUGAAGUUAGCCUUUCUCAGACUUCGCUGGAUCCAAGUCAUUCACAAGAAGGAGAUGGAAAACAAGACACAUUAAAUUUAAUCACUGAAGGUAAAGAAGAUACUCCCUCAUUACUCGGUCUCUGUGGGUCUCUAACAUCAGUGGCAAGUUACAAAUCACUAACAAGUCUCAAAUCUAAUGACUACCUUGCAAGUCCCACAACAGAGAUGACAAGUCCAGGCCUAACUCCAUCCUGAAAAAUUUUAUGUAAAAGCCAGAAGUUUUUAUGUUGCAAAUGUUCUAUUUACAUAAGUUUGACUGCUGGGGAAAACCUUUGGAAUUUUAUAUUGUUCUGGCACAUGUAUGGAAUUCUAUUGCUUCUUUUAGAGAAUUCAGUCUAUUCCAUGUGCCCUUCUGAGUGAAAAAAAAUGAUCCUGCCAUUUUCAUUUUAAGAUUCUUACAUUUGUCACUGAGGAAGUUUAAAUAUGAAUAGGCUUAAAAAACUUUCAAAUAUCCUUUAAAUUAAUAACCCAUUGUAAACGGUGAUGUAUAUUUAUUAUUUAGCUGAUUUUCAUGUAUUUAAAUGCAUCAUCAUUGCCAGGCUGAGUUGAAGGUUUUAUUCUAGAGACAUAUAA
Molecule: messenger RNA, 1749 nt
Organism: Panthera uncia (snow leopard)
Lineage: Eukaryota; Metazoa; Chordata; Mammalia; Carnivora; Felidae
Gene: RUNDC3B
Product: RUN domain containing 3B
Exons: 11
Coding region: 1-1371 (456 amino acids)
Source: RefSeq, a predicted model, not a curated record